Messenger RNA from Mauremys mutica (yellowpond turtle), 4454 nucleotides. Its product is annotated as T-cell-interacting, activating receptor on myeloid cells protein 1-like. The transcript is spliced from 7 exons. Lineage: Eukaryota; Metazoa; Chordata; Testudines; Geoemydidae. Bases 2439 to 3023 code for a protein of 194 amino acids. The record is from RefSeq and is a predicted model, not a curated record.
ACAAAAGCUGCCUUUUGCUGACAAAACUGUGUAAUGUUGACGAGGCCUUAGAAACCUUCAUUGAAUUUCCAGCCUAAACUUGCUGAUGGCCAGUUUAUAUCCAUUUGUUCUUGUGUCCACACUGGUGCUUAAUGUAAAUAACUCCUCUCCCUCCCUGGUAUUUAUCCCUCUGAUGUGUUUCGUAUCUCCCCUCAGCCUUCUUUGGGUUCGGCUAAACAAGCCAAGCUCUCUGAGUCUCUUCUUAUAAGGUGGGUUUUCCAUUCCUCAGAUCAUCCUAGUACCAGAACAUUUUAUUCAGAGUUAGGAACAUUUCAGUUAUGAACAACCUCCAUUCCCGAGGUGUUUGUAACUCUAGGUUCUACUAUAUUUUGCAUCCUGUUACUCUCCAGAUUUGUAAUAAACACAGAACCGCAAACCAGCCCUCCUCCCCGGGCACCCCACAACCCGCCUGUCCUUGUGUGUAACACCUGGGUGAGAUGGGAUCUCUGCUCUAACCACUAGACCCCACUCCCCUCCCAGAGCCAGGAUAGAGCCAAAGAGUCCUGGCUCCUAGCACCAACCCUGCUCUAACCACUGAACCCCACUCCCCUCCCAGAGCUGGGUUACAUUACUAGGUAGGUGCUGGGCAGGACGUAAUGGCGCCCCACGGGCCGCCCUCCAUUUGUUAAACUUUUGAAUACUUUAUUUUGUAUUGCAUCUGUAGCCCAUUUCAUGACUUUGAUGCAUGAUUUGCAUUCAUGAUUUAGCCCUGUCGUUUCAGAUGGUAAAUUUGCACACUAGGAGCUGUAAAUCUGUAUUUAUUCAUGCCAUAGAUAAGAAAAAUACCAAAAAAAAAUCAUUUCUUCUAAGCUUAUAGAAACGUUUUAAUUUUAAGCAUAACUGAAAUGUACUAAUGUCAGGGACUUGACCUGUGCCCCAACCAGCAUUAAAUCGUGUUACCGCAGGUGACAGCCUGAGCAUGUUACCCCUGGUCCUUUAGUUCAAAAAGUCGCUUUUCUCACCUUUGCCCACGUGAACUGAAGUGCAGCAUCCGAGAGGGAGCCAAAGACCGGCCAGUGGCAUUUUCAAGCGAUAAAACAGCCAGCGACGUCCGUCUCUCAUUGGCCAUCGGCGAUCGCAGAUACAUUUUAAUGAGCCUGAGCUUGGAAAAGCUCCACUCACCACACACGACUGUGAGCAGCAGCGUGAGCAGAAUCCUCAGAGCUGCUCACACAUUAGGAGAAGUGUCCUGCAGCUCUGCCUCACGCGUGUGGUGGAGAACUUGGAGUGGGGAGCGCGUCCCGUGUGGCAAAGCGUGAUGGAUGUUGUCCGAUUUGACAGAGAGGUCUUUGUCAUUGACGUCUGAACAGUCCCCAUGCGUCCCAGUGAAGGUCCGUACAAUGGCUCAGCCGUGUUUUCCUGUCCGCCAGCAGCUUACUAAAGUUGUACAAACCCCCUGGUCUUUUCAUGGUGCUUCAUUGGUCCGAACCUUUCAUCGAUAGACGCUUGAGCAGGGACAACGAGAGUUAAAAAAAAUUCCCACUGAAAUUUUUCUUCUGAAACAUUUUACUUUAAACAUUCGAUUUUCCCUUUUGUCGCUAACAGCAAAACCAGCACCCUGAGCCUGGCACCACCCAAGCCCGGCACCCCAGGCGGUCGCCCUCCCCUAAAUCCGGCCCUGGUGCUGGGGCAUCAGGUUCACGCAGAGUUUCACUGGCAGUAGCAGAGACAGCAGACGAGUGACAGCUCUGGGCAGACUUCCCCUUUCGCUGCUUUAUCGGCUGUUCCUUUAACGACUCAGGAUGUAAAUGUUCCCUCCAUCCCCCGUCACAGGGGCUGGAAACCGCAACCCUCCAACCCCCUCCCUGGUCCUGUCUCUGUCCCACACCACUGGGCUAAGAACAGCAUCUGCAGCGACGGGACCUGAGGAGGUUGUCCAGGCCCCUCCACUCUCAUGCUCCAGGCCGGGCACUGGGUCCAGCUGGGUGAAGAAGGAAUUUCUGCCCCGGUCCGUGGGAGAGGGUCGCUCCAUUGGUGGCACUGUGUGUGUGUAUGUGCGUGUGUGUUUUGUGACCUCCUCUGCUCUGAGCUGCGGCUCCAGGGAGGCUACACGGGCCUGUUGGAAAAGGUUGGGGCAGCCUGGGCACCUCUUGACACCUCCUGAGAUUCCCCCUGUUCCCAGCUGGUCCCCAGACUGGGCAAUUCCCAUGUGGGGCUGGGAGGUGAUGGCUGGGGGGGACCAGGCAACUGCAGGAGGGGAAGUGGUUUGCUGAGCAUUGCAGGGAUCUGGCUUUGCUCUGACCGUGGUAGAUUUGGCCUGGAGAUUGCAGAGAAACCACCUGAUGGAGAUGACCGCAUCACGGGCUUCCUGGGGCUGCAGCCCCCGGCGCAUUUCCUUACUCCACUCAAGCUCGGUGUAGCGUUGGUGGCAGCACUAAGGGGCCCCCCACUGCCCCAUCAUGGCAUCUGCUCUUACCGUCCUCCUCCUCGGCUGCUGGCUGGCCGGGCAGAGCGGGGCGUCGGGAGAGGGGCCCUACCCCAAACCCUCCAUCUCCGUCAGCCCCAGUGGGGUGAUCCCCGUGGGGGGGAAAGUCACCAUCCGGUGUCGCCAUCAGCUCCUGGACAUGAGGAUCCUCCUCUACAAGGAUGAAGAUGAGAAUUAUCUGACUUACACAGACCCUGCCGGCUCUGAGGCUGAAUUUCCCAUCACCAGCGCCAGACGGGAAGACGGGGGCAACUACACCUGUCGUUAUACCGAUAGAACAGGAGAAGUUGCCUACUCGGAGCCCAGUGACCCUGUGCAGAUCGUUGUAGCAGGGGAAACCGACCUGACCCAGCCUGGAGCGGCGCCAGCUCCCACCCACCCGGGCAGUGCGGAGCCAGCAGGCCCUUCAGGGCGCCCGGAUUUCACCCACACCAACAUCGCUCGCCUGGGGCUGGGCGCCAUGGUCCUGCUCGUCCUGGGGCUGAUCCUGGCCGAGGCCUAUUACAGCCGCCCGAGGGGGGCGCCCCUAGGAGCCUGGAUCUGGUCCUGUGGACAAUAAAAUCUCCCUGGGGGACGAGCUGCUGCCCCUGGGAGGCUGAGAUGCCGGCACAAAACCUUCCUGCUCCCCAAACCUCCCUGCCUCAGAGAACCUGACCCCCCAACAGCUUGUUACCCAAAACUGCACCCCAGGAUCAGACCCAUGACCUCACGAACAGCAGCCCCUGUGGAGCCAGCUGGAGGAGCAGCCCCUGGAGGGUGCCGAGGUUCCACUCACUGGCCCAUUCAUUCCCUGCCCCAUCGCGCUGCGCCACGGUGAAAUGGUUCUUUCCAUCGCCGGUGCCCCCUGCAAAGCAGAGACAUUGGAUGGGACAGCGAUUCUGUGCGGCAGGGGACGGCUUUGUCUAAUCAGCAGUUUGGGAAGUUUGUCAUGGACUGCCGAAUGGAUACAUUGCCAGCUGCCUCCGGAUCCCCCAUGACUCCAUCUCCCCUAGGGGAGCCCAUUCUCGGUUCAGGAAUCCUUUCUCCCGCAGGAACCUCUCCUGGCAACGUCUCCCCAUGGUCUGUACCGCACUCAGGUCGGCCAGGGCCCUUAGGGACCUGCUCCCUCUCGCUGGGUGGGUCUGAAGCCGCAGCCCCUCUGAGCCUUGUCCCUGGACACUCCCUCCCCACCAGGGUAGGGUCCUGCGCCUCCGGUGAGGUACCCUCCCCGAUGUCAGGGCAUAGUGCUCCUCGCCGGCUCUGGCUAUGGGUCACGACUAGGGUGUUCUGGGGGUUGCUCGGCCAGUCCUCUAGGUCUCUCCCCAUCAACACCUCAGUGGGCAAAUGGUGGUGCACCCCCAUGUCCUUGGGGCCCUCCUUGGCCCCCCAUUUCAGAUGUACCCUUGUCACGGGCACCUUGAAUGGGGUCCCACGCACCCCCAUCAGGGUCAGGUAGGUGAUGGGCAUCACCGAAUCUGGGGCCACCACGUCGGGCCAGGCCAGCCUCACCUCAGUGCCAAUAUCCCAAUAUCCAUUGACCUUCCUCCCAGCCACCUCCAGGGGAACAAGGCACUCGCUCCACAGGGACAGCCCCGUGCUCACCCUGUAAACUCAGAACCUGGUGUCCGGGGCAUCCAGCCCCCCAGAGAAUCUGGCCUGGGGCCCUCCUCCCUCCUGAGCAGUUGGGAAGCUGUUAGCCCCCCUUGCCUGGGAAGCCGGCCCCUCAUCCGGAUGGGUCCCUACCCAGUUAACCAUGUGUGGGUUGGGUCUGCACAGUCUGUCCCUGAGCUUGGGGCACUGGGUCCAUAUGUGGCCUCUGGCCACAGUAAUAACAAGUCACGUUCUGUUGGUCCCCUUGAGCUGAUUGGUUGGUCCUGACUCCGGAUGUUCCCCUUGGGAGGGGUGUUCUCUACAUUCCCCCUUUGGGGGUGUGACAUUAUUGAUAUAAAUUGGGACCAUAUAGAACAUGGGUUGCAACCAAGGUCCUGUAGUGGCACCAAAUCUUAGGUAA